CGGCAGAAGGCGCUCUCAGGAUUGCUGCCACAUCUCGGUACACCUUGUACAAUAAGCGCGUGGUGACUUUUAACCACUCCGACUUGGAUAAAUAUUAACCAGUUGAAAAAAUGGCGCAGCAAGACAGCAAGAAGAUAUUUUUUGAGAACCUGUCGGGAGCAGGGAAAGCCAUCGCUGUGCUCACGAGCGGAGGAGAUGCUCAAGGAAUGAAUGCUGCUGUACGAGCUGUGGUCCGAAUGGGGCUGUACGUGGGGGCGAAAGUUUAUUUUAUUAAAGAGGGAUAUCAGGGUAUGGUGGAUGGAGGAGACAACAUAAGAGAGGCAACGUGGGAAAGUGUCUCCAGCAUGCUACAAGUGGGUGGUACUGUCAUCGGCAGCGCCCGCUGCAAAGACUUUCGAAGCCACGAGGGCCGUCUGAAGGCGGCUCACAACCUGGUGCAGCGCGGCAUCACCAACCUGUGCGUAAUCGGAGGAGACGGCAGUCUGACGGGAGCCAACCUCUUCAGGGAGGAGUGGAGCGGUCUGCUCACAGAGCUGGUGGAGCAAGGACUGAUCGAAGCCGACGCCGUGCAGAAGUACUCGGCCCUGCACAUCGUUGGAAUGGUCGGCUCCAUCGAUAAUGACUUCUGUGGGACGGACAUGACCAUCGGCACCGACUCUGCUCUGCACAGAAUCAUCGAGGUGGUAGAUGCCAUCAUGACGACUGCACAGAGCCAUCAAAGGACCUUUGUGUUGGAGGUCAUGGGCAGACACUGUGGUUACCUGGCCUUGGUGAGCGCUCUGGCUUGUGGUGCCGACUGGGUGUUGAUCCCUGAAAUGCCUCCAGAGGAUGGCUGGGAAGACAAGAUGUGUCAGAAACUAUCAGCGAACCGCGCAGGGAUGAAAAGGCUGAAUAUCAUAAUUGUCGCCGAAGGGGCGAUUGAUCGUAACAACAAACCCAUUACAACUGACUAUAUUAAGGAUCUUGUUGUGAAAAACUUGGGCUUCGACACACGCGUCACCAUCUUGGGGCAUGUGCAGAGAGGAGGAACGCCGUCUGCUUUUGACCGCAUCUUGGCCAGCCGUAUGGGUGUGGAGGCCGUCCUCGCCCUCCUGGAGACCACUGCCAACACGCCGGCCUGUGUCGUCUCUCUGUGCGGGAACCAGUCGGUGCGCGUGCCUCUGAUGGAGUGUGUGCAGACGACUCAAGAGGUCCAGAAGGCCAUGGACCAGAAACGGUUCGAGGAGGCGGUUAAGCUCCGGGGCAGGAGCUUUGAAAACAACCUGAGGACGUACAAACUGCUGGCUCACCGUAAACCAGAGUCUGAACUGCCCGUCAGCAACUUUAACGUGGCGGUGCUGAACGUCGGAGCCCCCGCCGCAGGCAUGAACGCCGCCGUCCGUUCAGCCGUCAGGGUGGGAAUUUCUGAGGGCCACAAGAUGUUUGCCGUAAGCGACGGAUUUGAAGGAUUUUAUAAAGGACAGAUUAAGGAGAUCAAAUGGGGCGAUGUUGGAGGCUGGACGGGGCAGGGCGGCUCCUUGUUAGGAACCAAAAGGACGCUUCCUGCAAAGCAUGUUGACAAAAUUGCUGAGCAGAUGCGAAAGCACAAUAUAAAUGCUCUGCUGGUAAUUGGCGGAUUUGAGGCGAUAGAGUGUCUGCUGCAGCUUUAUGAGGCCCGUGCUACCUUUGAGGAGUUUUGCAUCCCGAUGUGUAUGCUGCCUGCCACCAUAAGUAACAAUGUACCCGGCACAGAUCUAACUAUCGGGGCAGACACGGCCCUGAAUGCUAUCGUGGAGACCUGCGACCGCAUCAAGCAGUCUGCCAGCGGGACCAAGAGGCGCGUCUUCAUCAUCGAGACCAUGGGAGGCUACUGUGGCUACCUGGCUACUGUGGGAGGGCUGGCCGCAGGGGCGGACGCAGCCUAUAUCUACGAGGAGCCGUUCGACAUCAGAGAUCUCCAGGCUAAUGUUGAGCAUCUGACAGAGAAAAUGAAGACCAGCAUUCAAAGAGGACUGGUGCUCCGGAAUGAGAACUGCAACGUGAACUACACGACGGACUUCAUCUACCAGCUGUAUACGGAGGAGGGCAGGGGGGUGUUCGACUGCAGGAAGAAUGUGCUGGGACACAUGCAGCAGGGAGGAGCGCCGUCCCCGUUUGAUCGCAACUUCGGGACCAAGAUCUCGGCCAAAGCCAUGCAGUGGCUUUCCCAAAAGCUGGUGGAGACGUACAGGAAAGACGAAGGCCGAGUUUUUGCCAACAGCGAGGACUCCUGCUGUCUGCUCGGGAUGCGCGCCAGGGCUCUGGUCUUCCAGCCUGUUGUGCGGCUGAAGGAUGAAACCGACUUUGUUCACAGGAUCCCCAAAGAGCAGUGGUGGCUGAAGCUGCGUCCUCUGAUGAAGAUCUUGGCCAAGUACAAGACGAGCUACGACGUGUCCGACUCGGGACAGGUCGAGCACGUCAUCCACAGCCGACCCAAAGAUUCCGACGCUUCGGUCGCCAUGUGAGGGAGCACGCCGCGCGGCGUCACAGGAAGUCCAGCCCGUGUGUGUGAGACUAGCAAGUUCGAGCUGUUAGUCCAGAUGUUGUAGUGGAGAACCCAGUGAAGCGCUGACGUCGUUUGGCCUCAUGUUGUGUUCAUUUCCUGUUUCUGUCAUCCCUCCUCCUCCAUCCUCCAGUUUCAAUUGUUCCCAUCUGAUCAUGACUGACGACUUUUAACCCCCACAGCACUCCUACUGUUACAUUCACAGCAGUCUUGCCAUGCAAAUGCGUGUUCUCGUCGCCCUGGUCGUUUAGUGUCGUUGUUGUUUUUAAAUUGCACUUUUCUCUGUCUCAUGUUGCAUAGACAGGCUCUGAUCGCAGAGCUGCACCAGGACAGAAUAGACACUUUAUCUGCAGUAAAAACCAGAGCGUGUGUCUGCCUAGCACAAGCGCGGGGUUCAGCAUAUUUAUGAGUCUGAUGCAACACCGUUCUACUGCUGCAGGUCAACUGUGUGCUGUGCUUUACACAGAGAUCUAAUAUUUAUAUUCUUAACAUUGUUUAUUUUGCUUGUAAACAUAGUUAUAUUAAUUAUUGUACUGUAGGCAAUGCUGUAAUGAGUAGUUGUCUGUCAUUGAUCCAAAAUCUAGAUGUGUACGAGAGCAAAGUUUACCAGAGAAUAAAAAAAUCAGACUUCA
Molecule: messenger RNA, 3153 nt
Organism: Cyprinodon tularosa
Lineage: Eukaryota; Metazoa; Chordata; Actinopteri; Cyprinodontiformes; Cyprinodontidae
Gene: pfkpa
Product: phosphofructokinase, platelet a
Exons: 23
Coding region: 111-2483 (790 amino acids)
Biological process (GO): canonical glycolysis; fructose 6-phosphate metabolic process; fructose 1,6-bisphosphate metabolic process
Cellular component (GO): cytoplasm; membrane; 6-phosphofructokinase complex
Molecular function (GO): AMP binding; 6-phosphofructokinase activity; monosaccharide binding
Source: RefSeq, a predicted model, not a curated record